AUGUUAAAUCUGUAUAGAAUUUCCACCAUCUGCUUUCUGAUUGCUAGUGUCGUCGCUGACAAAAAGGUUCAGAAACCAACCCGAAGUGUGGUGAUCACAGCCGAAGAAGAAAAAUUGCGAGAUGUGGCUGGAUAUGCAGCGAUUGGCGAAAUUCAUCGAGAAAUGGAUGAUGAUCAUUCAGGGAGCAUUGAUCGAGCUGAAAGUACUGGGUUCAUGACAGAAGACAUGAAUAUGAGAGGAUCAGAUGCACGAAGAAGAGAAAAAGCAUUUCAUCGAGAAGAUGAUGCAAUCACAAUUGAUGAUCUAUGGGAAGCAUGGUUCGAAAGUGAGGAAAGAGUAUGGACAAAUGAACAGGUGAUCGAUUGGAUCACAAAUGUCGUCAAUUUACCCCAAUAUGCCGGAGUUUUGUCGAGUCUCAAGAUUGAUGGACGACAUUUGCCAAGGUUGGCUGUUCACAAUUCAUCGUUCAUGACCAGCACUCUUAAUAUAAAGUCAUCAGUGCAUCGGCAAAAACUUCGGCUGAAUGCUCUUGAUGUGGUGCUUUUUGGGUAUCGUGAUUCUAGUAGUCGAUUCAAAGAUAUUGCUCUUGCAUUAUUGGUACUUCUUUUAACAAGCACCGGUUAUCUCUUUUGGAGACACAAACGGCGAGCACUCAGCGAGCAACAACAAUUGCGCGAAAAAUUGGACGAAUUGAAAACGUUGGAAAGCGAUUGGCUUCAACAGCAAAAAAAUAAUGAUAGAAUGAAGAGAUCAACAGCUGAUGGGGGAGCGUCACGAGCAGAAAUGGAACAUCUCAGAGAGCAACUUGAAGAAGCACACAAAAGACUCGGGAAUAUGGAGAUCAAUAGCUCAGCCACACCACUUGCUUUACAGCCACUUCUACGUAAAACUUGUGAAAUUGAGCUUGCGGUUUCCGAAGCAGAAAAACAAAUGUGUGUUGAAGAAAUGAAACUUGCAAUGGAGGAAAUCAAUAAUGUGGCUCGGCGUCAAGGCUCUUUAUUAAACUCUCUAAAACUAGCAACUGGAGGUAACACGGGAGCUGAUAAAGUCGACUCGCAAAUCUACUUUAUCAAGCAAAGAAUGGAACGUGUUCAAGCAAGCACACGAGAAAUGCAAGAAAGAUGGCAACAAAUUGAAGAUCUUUGUGGAUUCUCGAUUCUUUACGCUAGUGAAAUCGGGAUGGCAAGAAACCCAAUACACACAUCAGGCUCAUCACAGUUUUAUCGAUCAGAAAGCUCAACGGGCAGCUCAAAAUCACUGACAUCAGCAGCGGUCAUUGGAACAAAGCCAUCAACAAAUCGACCUCAAAAUUCAACUCUAACAGGUCUUUACCCGGUCUUCUAUUCGAAGAAAUACGGUGUUUCCCUUCAUUCUCCAUCAACACAACCGAUCUCAAAUUUCUAUGUUCAUCCAAAAGAUGAUCAUGCCGAAAUGUACAUGAGCACUAGUACAUUACCAGAUUCGGUAUCAAUGGCCGGUGGAUCAACGACCACAUCCACCACCUUUUCACCACAAAAAGAAAAGAAAAAGAAACUCUUUGGGUCUCGU
Mesorhabditis belari is the source of this 1548-nucleotide messenger RNA. The record is from the annotation of a GenBank genome assembly. Lineage: Eukaryota; Metazoa; Nematoda; Chromadorea; Rhabditida; Rhabditidae.